AUGUGUGGCAUUGGAGCUCGUUUUUUAUUUCCAAUAACAUCGACUUUGGCUUCUUCUUCAUCGGAAGGAACAACCACAAAGAAUUGUUGUACGAGUGAUGAUACAUCAUCAUCCACAACAAGCACUGAAAAUCUUCAUCGGAAUGAAAAGAAUAACACUCUGAGUGGAUUGGAAAAAUUGCACUUUUUAUUACAGUAUGGUAAAUUACAAGAUGGUAGUGAACAAGACAUCCGUGAAAAUACUAGUUCUAUAGAUUCAACGAUAGAGCAAGAUUUGAAUGAUGAUACUGAUGAUGGAAGAAAUGAAAGUAUGGAUGAAAAGAUGGAAAAGAUUCGGAACAUUGGAUUUCAAUCCUCUAUCAGAAACAAUGAAAGGACUCCCGAACAAAUGAUUUCAGAUGCAUCUUCAUCCUCUACAACCAUUACAACCACUACUAAUUUGGAAUUGUAUAAUCUUGUUGAGGAAAUUUCUAGAGCAAUUUCAUCACGUGGUCCAGAUGCAACCACUGAUAAAAGCCUUUCAUUUGGAAAUGAUAUGCAACAACAAAUUCAAGUGACAUUGAUUGCCAGUUUGUUGGCACUGAGAGGAGAUCGACCAUUUCCACAACCUGUUUCUAUGGAUCAUGGCAAUAAUACUCACUGGUUAAUUUGGAAUGGUGAAAUAUUUGGCAAUGAAUAUUUCAGAGAGUGUGUCAUUGAACACGGAAAUGAUACUAUUUGUUUAUUGAGCCAUUUAGUGAAUUGUAGCAAUGAAACAGAAGUUUUGAACACGUUCGCGAAUAUUGAAGGACCUUUUGGAUUUGUUUAUGUAAAUACAACUGAUAAUUAUUUAUUAUUCGGAAGGGACAUUUUGGGACGAAGAAGUUUAUUGUACAGCAUGAAUGAAAGUGGAAACGAGCUUGUUAUUUCGAGCGUGGCAUGCCACAUUCCUGGUUUUUCGCAAUGGAGAUCUAUUGGAGUGAAUGGAAUUUUUAAACUUUCUCUAAAUCCAAACCAAACAUUACAAGAAUCGUUAGAACUCAUUGAGUGGAAUGAAAUUUAUAGUAGAACCCAAAAAAAACCUCUUAUUUCAGAUCGUCAUCUUAUUGAGCCACCAUCGACGAUCGCAAAUGCCUCAGAACAAGAAUCAGUACCACUAGUUGACUCUGAAACGUAUGAACAUGUGGUCGAUGAAUUUAUUGAACACCUUUCGAAAGCAGUACAAAAACGAGUGACAAAUAUUUAUGACAAUACUCAGGGACACGACGAAUCAUUGCCAAAAGUGUGUAUACUUUUUUCAGGAGGUAUUGAUUCUGUCAUUCUCACAGCGUUGACCCAUUUGAAUCUAGUCGACAAUGAAAAAAUGUCGAUAGACUUGCUCAAUGUUUCAUUUGGUACAAAUCAACAACAACAAAGCCAAUCGGCUGACAGAAAACAAGCCAUUGAAGCUUGGGAAGAAUUAAGCCAAUUAUAUCCAAGUAGGAAUUUUCGACUUGUUCUCAUUGAUGUAGACUCAACAGAGCUAGAUCGUCAUAGAAAGACUAUUGAAAAGUUGAUUUAUCCCCAAAAUACUGUGAUUGAUUUUAAUAUUGGUUCUGCAUUGUGGUUUGCAUCGAGAGGUCAUGGCUAUAUCUACAAUCCAUCAUCGAAAGACUCCAAAAUUGUUUACACAUCACCAGCUCGCGUCAUUUUAUGUGGAAUAGGUUCAGAUGAACAGUUAGGUGGGUACAAAAAACAUUUUAAGAAAUUUAAAAGAGAAGGUUGGAUUGGCCUCAAUAAUGAAAUGGAUAUGAACAUUAAGCGACUGUGGAUUCGAAAUUUGGGGCGUGAUGAUAGAGUCAUUAGUGAUCAUGGAAGAGAGUCCAGAAAUCCUUUCUUGGAUGAACCAUUCAUCAAUUUUUUGCGAGAGCAGCCACUAUGGUAUUUGGCAGAUUUUACUAAUGUCACUUCACCAACGAAUUCUACGGACAAUUCUGCUUCCGGGUUGUUGCCAGGUGAUAAGAAAAUUCUCAGGAGAGCUGCUCAGAAAUUGGGCUUAAAACGAUCAUGCAUGUAUGUGAAGCGUGCCAUGCAAUUCGGGUCAAAUGUGGCCAAGAUUUCGUAUCGAAAACAACAUGCAGACACAAAGAUUGAUAUUGAUUAUUGA
Molecule: messenger RNA, 2124 nt
Organism: Naegleria fowleri
Lineage: Eukaryota; Heterolobosea; Eutetramitea; Acrasida; Naegleriidae
Exons: 2
Coding region: 1-2124 (707 amino acids)
Molecular function (GO): asparagine synthase (glutamine-hydrolyzing) activity
Source: RefSeq, a predicted model, not a curated record